Rubroshorea leprosula is the source of this 2753-nucleotide messenger RNA. Lineage: Eukaryota; Viridiplantae; Streptophyta; Magnoliopsida; Malvales; Dipterocarpaceae. The record is from the annotation of a GenBank genome assembly.
UAAAGGAGACUCUUAGCAACCACCCCAUGUCCUGGAAAUGGAGCCAACAAAGCACUUGGGUGACAUUAACAAACCAAUAUACGCUGAGGUUGUACAAGGUGAUAUCAGAAAGAGGGGAGAAGGACACAUGAAUAGAAGAUGUGAGAGAAGAACAAGGCAGAGGAAUGGAAGCAAAGACAUCAGCACCUAUGAAGGCCAGCAGAGGGAAUGGCAACCAAAGCAACAGCACCAGCACUGGUCCGGUAUAGAGCUGAAUUUUGAUCAAGGAGAAUAUGCAUGGUUGAAAAAGUGUUUUGUUGGUAAAGUACAUUCAGUAAACUUGAUCCCUAACCUGCAAGAAAAAUUCUUCUUGGAAGGAGUUUUCUAUUGCAAGAUCACACCUAUGGAAGGCAGAUUAGUGCUAUUAGAAGGCAAAGAGUAUGAGGAUUUGAAGGAACUGGUUGAUAGGGGAAAAGACUGGAUGGGGCAGCGGUUUGAAGAGGGGCUACCAGUGCAUGCUUGGAAAUUUGAGACUUUCCAAACCUUUGGAAGGUUAUGGGGAAAUCUUAUAUCCCUAGACGAUAGCACAAGCAGCAAGAAGAGAUUUGACGCUGCAAGAUUCCUAAUCUCUACUCCAUCUUCAGAGUCAAUCUCCAAGUCUAUCACAGUAAAGAUUAAUGGCGAGUUCUUCAUAUUGAAGUUCACAGAGGAAGAGUCAACUAAUUCACUCUUCACCAUGAGGUCGGAUAGGGUAUUCCAUGCUCCAAAAGAAGAAGAAGAUGAAGAAAGCAGUUCCUUAGAAAGCCAGUAUGAGUUAGAUUCAGUCAAAAACAUGGAUCUCUUAGAGCAUGAUGAGUGUCAGAUAUCGGGCGAUGAAGACGGUGGUGGCAAGGAGGCCACGGAGGAUGAACUAGCAAUCCAGAAUGUUGUCGCCAGUGGCAGGAGGUUGACAGAGGAUGAUCUUGCAGCACAGCUUGAUGAGGAUCAAAACAAGAUCGAGGUGACAAGACAUGAUGAUGAGGUGGCCAGCUACAGCAAGAAGUUGGAAGGCACUAGACGAAAGGUGGGUGAGAUAGUUUUUACCAAUACCGAGGUGGUUGAGGAAACAAUGGGUAUGGGUGAAUCCAAGAAGGGAUUUCAGAAUCCAAAUUCAAAUUCAAAAAAUCUAGAAGAGGGGGAUACAAGAAAGAUUAUGGAGGAUCUAAAAAUGACGGCUAAUAAAGCUGGUCAAGGAAAUUUGGAAAAUGAUAGCCAACUCAGUACCAAUGCAGAGAAGGGGAGCCUCGGCAAGUCUAAUCAAAAAAGAAAAAAUACAACAAAAGAAGGAAGUAGAAGUAGUGGAUCAGAGGAAGAAUAUGACAGAGAUUUAGCUGAUGGGCCACCAACAAAAGAAAUGGGCCUACAAGAGGAGAUGGGGCGAAGGGUGGUUGAUCCACAUAAGCCACCACUUGCAGGCCCAGCAGUGCAGACGGAGAAAACUAAUAGCAGGCCAAAAAUAAAAAUCAGACAAACUGUCUCCUCUUUUUGGGAUGACCUCGAUAGUGAUCUUGAUAUCCCUGCACCUUGGAUGAACAGCAAUGAUGGGUAUGGGAGAAGAAAAAAGAAGAGAAAAGCGAAGUCCUGUGCCUCGGUCUACAGGAAAACAGGGGGACUAGAAGGCAUCCUUGUUCAGCAAAAUCCAGGGCAGAGAAACGCAUCAAUGAAAGCAAAAAAGGAAAUUCUGUUCGAAAAAAACUUAGAGAAACCGGUUGCAGAUGACUCGAUCAAUGACAGCAACAUCCAAAAUCGGAACAGAAGCAUUGAAAUGAGAAGCAAAAAAAGGAACACGGAAGCUUUAUGGUCCCGAAUCAAAGAGAUGGGGGUAACGGCACAAGGAGAGGAAUCAGUGGUGGUACAGAAAUUAAAAGAAAUGGAAAGCUGUGACAAGGAAAAAUGGAGGAAAGAGGAAGAAAAGAAACACAGAAAAGGAGAUCAGGGGACUUGGGGAGAAGAAAAUACUCCUUGUUAUUUGGUAAAUAUCUACUCUCCUUGUGAUUUGGUUGCUAAGAGAUCCUUAUGGGAGAACCUGUCCAAUACAAUCUCCUCUCAUAAAGAGGAUGGAUGGAAGUGGCCAGUUUUAGAUGAAGUGGGUUUUAACAAAAUUUCCGAAGCUGAUAAGGAGCUCUUAACAGAACCAUUCCUUGAAUCAGAGGUCAAAGCGGCAGUUUGGAAUUGUGAUAGUGCAAAGGCUCUAGGCCUAGAUGGUUUCAGCUUUGGGUUCUUGAAAGCAGAAUGGGAAGUGAUCAAAGAGGACAUUCUAAAGUUUCUGGCAGAUUUCCAUAGUAACAGCAGAUUGGUGAGAGGCUCUAACCCAUCAUUUAUGGUGCUGAUACUAAAAAAGGAGAAUCCACAAGGAAUCGAUGAGUACAGACCUAUAUCCUUGAUAGGCUGUAUGUACAAAAUCCUUGCUAAAAUCUUAGCCAACAGAUUGAGUAAGGUCAUGGAUGGGCUCAUAGGUGAUCAACAAUCAGCAUUCAUCAGAGGGAGACAACUAGUUGAUCGAGCAGUCAUUGCAAAUGAAACGAUUGACGAGAUUAGAAGAAAAAAAGUGAGAUGCUUCCUUUUUAAGGUCGACUUUGAGAAGGCAUAUGACAAUAUCAGCUGGGAGUUUUUGGAUAACAUGCUGGAGAGAAUGAAUUUCGGGUCCAUUUGGAAGGGAUAGAUCCAAGAAUGCCUCCGAUCAAACUCGGUCUCAGUUUUACUCAACGGUAGUCCAACAAAGUGUUGACUCAAUG